Pygocentrus nattereri (red-bellied piranha) is the source of this 6038-nucleotide messenger RNA. It is a transcript of the gene tsc1a, whose product is annotated as TSC complex subunit 1a. The transcript has 22 exons. Gene Ontology annotation, biological process: negative regulation of cell population proliferation; negative regulation of TOR signaling; regulation of cell cycle. The record is from RefSeq and is a predicted model, not a curated record. Lineage: Eukaryota; Metazoa; Chordata; Actinopteri; Characiformes; Serrasalmidae. The coding region runs from base 364 to 3807 and encodes 1147 amino acids. Gene Ontology annotation, cellular component: TSC1-TSC2 complex.
CUCCUGUCACGCUCCACGCUAAGCUGGUUGCAGUCGUGCUGCUACUCACACCUUCUUACUGCAAACGCCAUGGUCCCGCGAUAGUGUGGCAGAAGACGCUGUUAGUGUCCGGCUGGUGGUGACAGUCAACAGUACGGUGGUCGCUGGACGUCGUUUUCCUUCGGGACCUUAUCGCGAAGGCGCCGCGAACGGACUAUUUUUUUCCUUUCGUCCGCGUAGUCAGCCCGGUUAGGUCGUGAGGUGGCCAAGAUGGCGGCAGCGCGCAAGGUCCAGACUUUUUAAAGGGCACUCCAUGUUGACACAGCAGAGCCUUCGAAUACACUGUGACAAAGCCUGUAGUCCUGCCCCCUGCCCAGCACUGCCAUGGCCAAGGACCAGCCAAACGUGUUCGACCUCCUCCCCCUUUUGGAGUCCACAGAUUUACAUGAACUGGAACAGGUCAGAAGUCUCUUACAGGAGAGCCUCAGCACAGAUAAAGGAUCUGUGCUUGUCAAUGACCUUGUGGAUUAUUAUUUGGACACCAACUCUCCUCAGGCUGCAGACAUCCUGUCUUCUGUGAGGGAGCCUCACGAUAAGCACCUUUUAGACAAGAUGAACGAGUGUAUGGCCAAGCAGAGCUUCAGACUACCAACCCUCACCCUCCUUGGCCAUGUCAUUCGUAAGCAGCCGUCGUGGAUCCACAAGAUACCUCGCUUCCCGCUGCUCGCUUCACUGCUCAAAUGCCUCAAGACUGAAUCGGAUAUUGCAGUUCUCAUAACUGGAGUGCUGGUGUUGAUAAUCCUGCUACCCAUGAUACCACAGACCAGCAAACAACUCCUGUUUGAGUUUUUCGACAUCUUUGGAAGACUGGCAGCUUGGAAUCAGAGAAAUCCUGGCCAUGCUCAUGGAGUUUAUGCAGUUCACCUUCAUGCCAGUGUGUACUCACUUUUCCACCGCCUUUAUGGCAUGUACCCCUGCAACUUUGUGUCCUACCUGAGGGCCCACUAUAGUAUGAAGGAAAAUGUGGACACCUUUGAAGAGGUGGUCAAGCCAAUGCUGGAGCAUGUGCGGAUACAUCCAGAGCUUGUCACUGGAACCAAAGACUAUGAGCUGGACCCAAACAGGUGGAAGAGAUUCGAAACUCACGAUAUUGUGAUUGAAUGUGCCAAAGUUUCCCUGGACCCGAAGGAGGCGUCUUGUGAGGAAGGCUACUCAUCCCUGCCUGACCAUGUGCCACGGCGCCCUGUUGAUUGCAGCAGGUCCUUGUCGGACCUCAGCAACCAUGGAAAUUCUUUCACCUCGAUGGUCACAGAGCGCCAGUCCCUCUCUCUUUCAUUACCCCAUCUCACAGUUACCCAGCAUGCAUACCUUAGCCCACAGACCCCCAGUGGACAGGGUCUUGAGGUGAUGUCCUCAGGGAUGAAGGAGAUUUUAUGGAGCCCUUCCUCUGUCUGUGGGAUGAGUACCCCUCCUAGCUCUAGGGGAAUGUCCCCCACCACUGUCUCUGAUCUCUCACACAGUGCCUCGCACCUCUCGGGACGGGUCCCCAGCACACCAGUGGAUGGAAAAUGGACUCCAUCUGCCUCCACGCCCUCAGGGUCCUCUCCUCUCCCUUCACUCUCUGAAGAGCUUGAGCACACUGUCCAAAACACCAGCACUACUCUUCCUCCUGCAAAGGCAAAUGAGGAGCUUAUCAAAGAGCUAAAAAAAGGCACGCCCACAAAUAUCAGCAGCAAAGGGGAUGCAGGAGAUGGUUUGAGUCCCAUUACGUUGAUGGAGCUUUCUGACUUUGUGAAGCGAACAGAGGGAGACAGAGAGGAAGAUGCCAUCACAGAGGCAGAGUUGCAGACACUAACCCAUGGUCGUGUGGACCCACUGCCUGCACCAGGACUGGACUCCUCCUUUUCCAACGCUACUGAUGCUCCACUCCCCUUGAACUCCACUCAUGACACCCUGUCCUGUAAUCUGGCCUCCACACCGGAUAGAACCCCAAGUACUGCUAAAGGCAUGGGGCAGCAUCCCCCCAUGUCCUCCUGGCCCUCUUUCACACCUAUAGAGAACUCCUUCAGCCCCUGCGCUGCUGAGGACACCUCAGUGGAGCUGUCCAAGGGAUUGUGUCCCUACGAGCCGCUGUUUGACCUGGCCUUACCCAGACUGGCCUCUCUGUUUGUGGAGAAGAGGACAGCAGAGGCUCAGCGGAAUGCUGGAGGACAGCAGGAACAGAGAGAAGAGCUGGAAGGAGAGGAUCUGUCUGCCACGUCUCCUCUUGAGGUGCUAGAUCGUCUUAUCCAGCAAGGCCAUGACCUCCACGAGAAAGUGUUGAGAUCUCCUUCUCUGUCAAGCCAGUCAUCUGAGCCACAUUCAGGAGGUAAACAUCAUAGCGCUAAAGGAAAAGGUAUAAGCCCAGGAGCUCCAGAUGAAUUAGCAUUGCUGCGCAGUCAACUGCUGCUAAUGCAUAACCAACUGCUUUAUGAGAGGCACAAAAGAGAGCAGCAUGCACUGCGCAAUCGCCGCCUCCUCCGCCGUGUUAUCAACGCCACUGCAUUGGAGGAGCAGAACAGCUCUAUGAAGGCCCAGCUGCGGCUGCAGGAUGUGGAGAUCCAGACUCUGCGGGUAAGUCUGCAGGAAGAACGGCAGCGCUCAAAGCAACUUCAGCGGGAUAGUGAGGCGCUUGUGAAGCAGCUCCACAGCCAGGUCCAGCAGCUCCAGCAGGAGAGAAACGGCUACCAUACCAAGACUCAGGAACUGCAGAGUGAUUUGCAGGACAGACAGAAAAGAAUGGGUGAGAUGGAGGCGGAGCUGCAGAGAGCCAAUAACAAACUGGGCAAUACAGGACACCUGCUCAGCCAGCUGUCUAUUAAGCUCAACAACAGUGAAAGUAUGGAGCAGCAGAUGGCCUUCUUGAACAAACAGCUGCUGCUGCUAGGGGAAGCCAACAAACUGUGUGUGGAGGAAAUCCAGCGUUUAGGACCUGAAGCAGAUAAGGAGCUGAAGAUGCUGCGGGCGUGUUCUGCACGAGAGGUUGAGAGGUUGAGACAGAGCUCCAUGCAGCAGAGCCAGAGGCUGGAGGCAGCUCAGCAACGAAUCACAGACCUGGAGGCCCAACUCACCAAGAAAGAACACCUCAUUCUGGAGCAGAAGAAACUUCUGGAAAAUGUCAAAGCCCAGGCCAAGGGGCAGCUGCAAGCUUCAGAGAACAGGUAUUUGGCCCAAAAGCAUGUGACUCAGGCACUGCAAUCUGAACUGCUUCAGCUCUACAGCCAGCUAGAGAUCAACAGUCUUUCCAACAGUGCACCAGCAGGGGGUGCUGCUGAACCCAGCAGCCCUCCAAACAAGAGCCCAAAUGGCAAUAAUGCAGGGUCUUUCACACCAGCCCAAAUCUCUGAGCCAAGCAAGAGAGAAGAGAAUUCAUACAUGUGUAUCAAUGGUGACUUCUCUCCUGGAUCUCCACCAUCCCCUGCACUGAUCAACGGCAGUCAGGAAGAAGACCUGUCUGUCCUGUCCUGCAACUCCCCACUGGAUGUAGGCUCCUGUCCAAGUGCCCAGAGCUUCCUGGGAAUUCACAACCAAGAGCUGUUGAAUAAGAGGAAGAGCAGGCAUGAGGAGGAACCAGCACCCCUCACCAGCCUGUCCCACGAUCUGCAGGAACACAACUCAGAACAUGCAGAAAAACCCCGACCUUGCCUGAGCAAUGAGGGCAUGUCAGUCCAUAGCCUGUCAGAGCCAUCUGACCUCCAGCCCGUGAAUCGCCCCAGAGCCCGGGCCUACAACAUUCAGAGACGGAGGCAGCAGGACCUGCGGAUCAUGGACUACAAUGAAACGCAUUAGAAGACAUGAGGAGAGCUUGAAAGGUUGGGUUAGCAGGACUCUGCUUUCAACACUAGACAGGGUGAGGAAGAGAUGUUUUGAACUCUGCAGCACUCUUUAUUUUUAAUGAAAGAGUGGACUGCAUUGUUUUAGCUCAUUUUUAAAAGCUCUAUUGUAUUACAAAAAUGGCCAAAAAAAAGGAACAUGUGUAUAUUCUGAGGGCAUAAAGCUACUGUCAGUAUGUUUUAGGAAUGGAUUUUGUUUUGGACUGUAGUUUACUGUAGUCUCUGUCUGCACUUUUCUCUUAGAGUAACCCUCUUCCAUUAGAGCCUGUAUGUAAACUGAAGUAGGUAAUGUUAUGUCUUAGUUCCUGGAACAUACUGAUUGUGGCUUUAACCAAUCCAUUCACUCUUAAACAGUCUUGUAACCAUCACAGGAUGAAAUCUGAACACUUUGAUGUUUUAGUGUUUUUCUUUUCAGGUAAUUGCCUAACCAGGGGUUUGUUGCGGGAAUGGAUUAUUUUAUAGGCAUUUCAGCUACAUGCUCAUUUGAAAGCAACCUGCAGUGGUGGUUUUGUUGUGUUUGGAUUGCGUUUGGCCCUCAAUGUAUUUCCCAGCAAACCUGUCGCAUCAAUUAUUGUGUUUGCUUUUGUAACUGCCCAAUUGGAUUAUGGGCCCUUUCAGAUUUGGCCAAACCAAAAGGGUUUCUGUGAGUCAUGGUUAGAUGAAGUACAUGGAAAUAUCAUUCAUUACAAAAAAGCUUUUCUGACUCAUGAUUCGCUGCAGAAGGAGCAGUGCAGUAGCCCAUUUUCUUCCCCUACAAAUUGAGCACUGUAAAUAGUUUGUGCAUCACCAAAUCAAGCCCAAACAGUCUGAUAAAACUGAAAUAAAAACAAACAAAACAGGUAAGUAGUGCAGAAACAGAAAUCAUACAUUGCAUUGCAAAAGCUAGCCAGAUGUGUAUAAUGUCGUGGCUUUGCUUUAUGUGCUUUGCCCAUAGAGGAAAAGAUGAAGCGAGCGUUAAAAGAUAGAUUUUAUUUUUGUGAAUUCAAUUUAAUACUGGGAUUGCAUACCCCAGUCACCAGUGCAAUACUUCUCUUAGCAUUACACUUCAUGCCAGCUCAAAAGCAUGAAAGAUGAAGCCACAUAGGUGUUUUCGCUGCUUGGCAAGACACAUCAAAGUCUUGCUCCAUAUGAGCUAUGCUGCUGUUCAUUUCAUCUUGCAAAGAUGUAGUGCCUCACAUUUGGCCCCUCCAGGAUCUUCAGUGAAAGAUGUCUGGGCUAUAUGAUUUUACAAUUAUCACAGUUGCAUAAUGAGAAACCUUCGCUGCUUGGAAUGUAUGUGAAAUGUGAAUGUUCUACGGUAACAAUGUACAGACAACAGCUACGGCAGAUACACUAAAACUCAAUAGAAGAACUUGCAAUGGAAAACUAAGCUCACAUGUGAAUGGACUAAUGUCAGGAGUUUUUUUUUUUUUUUUUUUUUCCCCUCCCAUAUUCCGUUCAUUCUUUCUAUUACACAUUGCAAAUCCUUGGGAAAGAAUAUCUUUUUAAUCAUCAAAGUAAAAGCAUUUAGCCAAAAUAAGGCUAUUUAUGAUCUCUUGCAGUUCAGAUCUAUGGGUUGAAUUGCCCAAGAAAAAAGAUCCAGUGCAUAAUAUCAGUUAAAAUGUGAAAACAGGUAGAAAAGAAAAUGUGAAAUACUGCUUGAAGUAGCACAGCUUUAACCUGUAACUCAGAGAUAUGCCUCAGAUUUGCAUUGGUAAGGGUGUCUUGGAAGCUCUUGUAAAGUGUUCAAGCUUGUUCUUGGACUUGAAAGGAUUUUAAGUGGUGCAUCACUAGGAUAAUUUUGUUCAGGAAACCAACCCUGAGUGCUCCCUGUGGAUGAAAAAUAUCUGCCAAGACUUACUAUUGCACCUGCUCACAAUUACAGAUCUUGCAGCUUAUAUUUCAUUUUAAUGAAAUGUAUCCAUAAAUAUUGUUACUGCUUGUUUUGCGAGCAAAAGCCCUCCCAGACAUUUGUGUGAUUUAUAUAGUUCACAAAAUGCCUUAAUAAGAAUAGGACAUCUCUCCUUGCCCCAGAGGCCAAAUUCCAAUGCUUUUUACAACUAUGGUACAAUUUGACAACAUCUGGAGUGGAGUCAGAUGUCCUCAGGGACUCUGUUCAAAAAGUAUUGAUUCUGAAUAGACACACAGAAAAAAGGUAUUCUACUUGUUAAGCUAUGAUCAAGAAAAAUAAAAAAUAUAUGUUUUGCA